Podospora pseudocomata is the source of this 318-nucleotide messenger RNA. RefSeq lists its product as uncharacterized. Gene Ontology annotation, cellular component: site of double-strand break; nucleus; DNA replication factor A complex. Lineage: Eukaryota; Fungi; Ascomycota; Sordariomycetes; Sordariales; Podosporaceae. The coding region runs from base 1 to 318 and encodes 105 amino acids. Gene Ontology annotation, biological process: base-excision repair; mismatch repair; double-strand break repair via homologous recombination. The record is from RefSeq and is a predicted model, not a curated record. Gene Ontology annotation, molecular function: single-stranded DNA binding; damaged DNA binding. The transcript has 3 exons.
AUGGAGACCUCAACACCCAGAGUUACCUGCGCCUACCUCAACUCAUACGUCGGCAGGAAUGUUAUGGUCGUGGGCAAAGUCGCCCAAAUCCGCGGUGAAGACGCCAUCAUCGACGCCGACGGCAACAUCUCUUGCAAGCUGAAUCGCGAUGCCCACCUAGUCCCGGGCAACGGUGUCCAAGUCAUUGGCAAAGUAAACCCAGACCUGUCAGUCAAAGUCCUCAGCUCCCUUGACCUGGGCACGGGCGUUGACUACAACCUUGCCAACACAGUGGUGGAGAUAACACAUCAGCACAAGAACUUGUUUACCAACGAGUAG